Molecule: messenger RNA, 1664 nt
Organism: Halteromyces radiatus
Lineage: Eukaryota; Fungi; Mucoromycota; Mucoromycetes; Mucorales; Cunninghamellaceae
Product: serine hydroxymethyltransferase
Exons: 3
Coding region: 37-1440 (467 amino acids)
Biological process (GO): folic acid metabolic process; L-serine catabolic process; tetrahydrofolate interconversion
Cellular component (GO): cytoplasm
Molecular function (GO): glycine hydroxymethyltransferase activity; cobalt ion binding; zinc ion binding
Source: RefSeq, a predicted model, not a curated record
CUUUAUUUUGAAAUAUAAAAAAAAAGCCCACUAACUAUGUCUGUUAAGCCUACUGAUCCCUGGAACACUUGUCUCAAUACCACUCUCAAGGAAGAAGACAGUGAAGUUUAUAGCAUUGUUGAAAAUGAAAAACUUCGCCAAUGGUCUGGCUUGGAACUCAUUGCCUCUGAAAAUUUUACCUCUCAAGCAGUGAUUGAAGCCAAUGGUACUGCCUUGACUAACAAGUAUUCUGAAGGUCUUCCUGGUGCUCGUUACUAUGGUGGUAAUGAAUUUAUUGAUGAACUUGAAAUUCUUUGUCAAAAGCGUGCUUUGGCUGCUUUUGGUUUGAAUCCUGAACAAUGGGGUGUGAAUGUCCAACCUUAUUCUGGUAGUACUGCCAAUUUUGCUGCCUUGACUGCUUUAAUUCAACCUCAAGAUCGUUUGAUGGGUCUCGAUUUACCUUCUGGUGGCCAUUUGACUCACGGUUAUCAAACCAACAAGAAGAAGAUUUCUUCAUCCUCUAUCUACUUCCAAUCCAUGCCUUAUCAAGUGGAUGCUUCUACUGGUUUGAUUGAUUACAAACGUUUGGAAGAAAAUGCUGCUCUUUUCCGACCCAAAUUGUUGAUCUGUGGUGCUUCUGCUUAUCCUGCUGAAUGGGAAUAUGAUACUAUGCGUAAGGUGGCUGAUCAACAUGGUGCUUACUUGAUGUGCGAUAUGGCCCACAUUUCUGGUUUGAUUGCUGGUAAGGAAGCUCUUUCUCCCUUUGAUUAUUGUGAUAUUGUGACUACCACUACCCACAAGACUUUACGUGGUCCCCGUGCUGGUUUGAUCUUCUUCCGUCGUGAUAAGGGUGAUGGUCUUGAAUCUCGUGUCAAUCAAGCCGUGUUCCCCUCUUGCCAAGGUGGUCCUCACAAUAAUACUAUUGCUGCCAUUGCUGUUGCCUUGAAGCAAGCUGGUUCUCCUGAAUUCAAACAAUAUGCUCGUCAAGUCCGUGCCAACGCCAAAAAACUUGCUGAAACUUUGACUGGUUAUGGUUACCGUUUGUCUACUGGUAGCACUGUCAAUCAUUUAAUCUUGUGGGAUUUGAAACCUGUUGGUUUAACUGGUUCCAAGGUUGAACGUAUCUGUGAUAUGGUUCAGAUUACUAUUAACAAGAACUCUAUUGCUGGUGACAAAUCUGCUGUGACCCCUGGUGGUGUUCGUCUUGGUAGCUCAGCUCUUACAUCUCGAUCAUUGAAAGAAGAAGAUUUCGUCAAGGUAGGUGAAUUCCUUCAUCGUACUGUGGAAAUUGCUCAAAAGGUUCAAGCUGCUUGUGGUUCCAAAUUGAUGAAGGACUUUGUUGCUGCUUUGGAUGGUAACCAAGAUAUUGUCCAACUCAAGAAGGAAGUUGUUGAAUUCGCUCGUAGCUUCCCUAUGCCUGGUUUUGAUCCCUCUACCAUUCAAGCUACCGUCACUAUCUAAUUAUUUUUUUUAGUUAGUUUUAUUCCAUUUUUAUUUUGAUAAAUGUCAUCUUUUUACUCCAAUUUCCUCAAUUUUAUAUACAUAUAUAUAUAUUCAUUCUAUGCUAUUUUCAUUCUUUGUCCCUCUUUUUUUUUUCUUUUUUUAUCAAACACCUUCAUCUCAACAAUAAAAAAAAAGCAAAUUUCUUUUGUAUUAUAAUAAACUCAUUUUUUGAUCACUCACAA